Molecule: messenger RNA, 1431 nt
Organism: Klebsormidium nitens
Lineage: Eukaryota; Viridiplantae; Streptophyta; Klebsormidiophyceae; Klebsormidiales; Klebsormidiaceae
Source: the annotation of a GenBank genome assembly
AUGCUAAUCGAGCAGCGCACGAUGGUGAGAGACCGGAACACGGCAAUCCUCGAGCUCCUGAGAGGCAUCCAAGGCGAUUUCGAGAGACGGGGGAUGAACGGAAACCUCUGGGAGUCUUGGAUGAGCGAAUGGACGGAGCUGCUUUAUUGUUUGGGUGCGCACGACAGCGACGAAGACCUCAUCGGAGGGGAGGGAUUGCGCGUGGUCCGCAAGCUUCUUCUUGGGAGCGAAGCCACGCUUGAAGACCGGAGGCAGUUAGGGAGAUCGGCUCCGAUCCUGAGACGGAUCCUGGACGCUUACGGCGGGCUGACCUUCCCAGAGUUCUUUAUGCAAACCCUGCAUCUGCUCUACUUGCUGACCUUGCUUGCACGAGGGUUGACGGGGUUUGAGGGAGAGGGACGUCUCGGCUGGGCGGCUGACGCGAUUCGGCCGUUCGACCAAGCCGUCUGGUUGCUUGCCGAUGCGCGAGCGCGGCCGCUUGGGAUUGAUGAGCGCAGACGGCUGGAGCAGGCGCGUGCCUUGGCAAACGAGCUUUUGCCAGGAGUCGAGAGCCUGGCUCCGAGCCCCCAGCAGUGGGCGGUCAUGAGUGAGAGGCAGAAGGCAUUGCUGUGGGAGCGGCUGGGUCGGAACGAGGAGGGCGUUUCGCUGCAUCCGCUCCCAAUUGGGCACAGCUUUCGAGCCGAACAGGACGCGCUCGCUCGGUAUGACUUCCCGGGCUGGGAGCAGUAUCGAGGCUUGCCCCAUUUCAGCGAUUUCGAGCACCCUGACGGCCGCAGCAAAGGGUCGGAGGAGUUCAAAUGCGCUUCGGGGAAGACCGUCGGGGAGUGGGAUUCUGAAAACGUGCCCGGAUUGGUCAAAGGUGGGGGGAAGGCGGGCAAGAAAGGAGCCAUUUCAAAGCGUCCGAAUCGGAGCCGGGGCGCCUUCCUUUUCUGCUGUCCGCACCGGUUGAUCUAUGGCUAUAAUGUGAUGCUGAGGGGCGAGAGUCCACGGGAUCCGUUCGCAAUUCUGUACACGCGGCUGAGGCGAGAGGAUCUCCCCCGGGUUUUGUGUUACGACAAUGCGUGCGCUCUGCGCAACUACUGUAUGCGCAGAGCCCCGGCCCAUUUCUCCGACGUUCGCUUCGUCGUUGACAGAUUCCACUAUGCGAAAGCUGGGGCCGAAGUGCAUAAGUGUGGGCCUAGCAAUUCAGUCGACCUCUACGAGUCGCUGAAUUGGGUAAACACAAGCGCGGUUGAGUCCGUGAACAGCUUCCUGAAGGGUUUUCGCUCGCUGGGGUGGUACAGCAGCCUGGAAAGCUUCAUGGUCAUCUUGCCCUUGCUCCUCGGGGGGUACAACGCGGCUCUGAGGCGCGUCGACGAUGCGAAGCUGUGCGUCGCGAUUGCGGCGACCUGUUGGACGGUUGGGAUGCGAUUAGCGUUGCUGAGAAGGUAG